Molecule: messenger RNA, 1653 nt
Organism: Vigna radiata var. radiata (mung bean)
Lineage: Eukaryota; Viridiplantae; Streptophyta; Magnoliopsida; Fabales; Fabaceae
Product: mitochondrial carrier protein MTM1
Exons: 10
Coding region: 140-1243 (367 amino acids)
Biological process (GO): mitochondrial transmembrane transport
Source: RefSeq, a predicted model, not a curated record
CUAAAAGUCCAAACCACACAAAGCUGGCUCAGGCUGAAAGCCCAUGUGUAUUGUUCGGCGCCCUCAAAUUGACGCCACGAAUCCCUCUUUCUCUCUGCAAGAACAAACUAAAACCUAAAUCAUCCUAACGCCGUAUCUGAUGUUGAUUCGGAAAAUCACUUCUCCAAUGUCACGACCACAUAUCGAUACCAAUUCCGACACCCAACUGAGAAUUGAAGAAAGAGCUUUUUCUGCCGCUGGUGCCGCCUUCCUGUCCGCCAUUAUUGUUAAUCCUCUUGAUGUCGCCAAGACAAGACUACAAGCACAGGCCGCCGGUGUUCCCUACCAGGGUGAUUGCCGUAUGACACAUUUCCAUACUAACACGAGGCUACAAGAUGUUAUGUGUCCUGUUUCUGGCUCUCAGCCAUCACGGCCAUGUCCUUCUGGGUGUUACACCUAUAAAGGGACAUUAGAUGUUUUUUACAAAGUUACACGGCAUGAGGGUUUUACGAGAUUGUGGAGAGGCACAAGUGCAAGUUUAGCAUUGGCUGUGCCAACUGUUGGAAUCUACAUGCCUUGUUAUGAUAUUUUACGCAACAUGAUGGAGGAGUUUACAACAAAGAAUGCUCCAAAUUUAACACCUUAUGUUCCAUUACUUGCUGGAUCAGUUGCUCGCUCAUUUGCUUGUAUUUCUUGUUAUCCUGUAGAACUAGCAAGGACUCGCAUGCAGGCAUUUAGAAUAACCCAAAGUGGCAAGCCUCCGGGGGUGUGGAAGACAUUGCUUGGAGUCGUUCACCCUGACAAGGGCACAAGUAUUUUUCAAAGCUUGCAUAGGUACCGUUUCUUGUGGACUGGCCUUGGAGCACAACUUUCUCGGGAUGUUCCAUUCUCUGCUAUUUGCUGGUCAACCCUUGAGCCAAUUAGGAAAAACAUUCUGGGCCUUGUGGGUGAUGAAGCAAGUGCGGCCGCUGUCCUUGGAGCAAAUUUUUCGGCUGGUUUUGUCGCAGGAACUUUGGCAUCUGCUAUCACAUGUCCACUAGAUGUGGCAAAAACUCGACGACAAAUAGAGAAGAAUCAUGAAAGAGCGUUAAAGAUGACAACAAGAACAACAUUAAUUGAGAUUUGGAGGGAUGGAGGAUUAAGAGGGCUAUUUACAGGUGUUGGUCCUCGCGUAUUUCGUGCUGGUCCAUCGGUUGGCAUAGUUGUCUCCUUUUACGAGGUUGUCAAGUAUGCCUUACAGCAUGCACGUCCCACUUCAUCAUAGAAUAUAUUUCUUUGGUGUAGGCUUCUAACUCCAAUUUAAAGUUAGCUUACUAGUUAAUUACAUCCAAGACAGCAAUCUCAUGCCCAAUGAAUCAUGAUCCUGAUUUUCAAGAACUCAGCUCAAGAGACAACAGAACAGACGGUGUAAUUGUAGUCCCCCUUGUAUACGUUUGGCAUAUAAUUUUGAUCUCAUUUGCAACACAGAAGAAAAGUUAAUAAAUGCCUUUGUACGAAUGGUACAGUUUGAUCAGCAAGUUGAUUAACUUGCACAUAGAAAAUAGGUUUUGUUUUACUGAAUUGGAAUUCACACGAUUUUUUGUACUUUAUGAAUGAUCACAAGCCCAAUUCAUUAACUUAUAUGGGCUAAGAUUCUUUCGGAAUAUCCAUUUCUUAGACAAUUAUUUUUGUAAA